Drosophila virilis is the source of this 1364-nucleotide messenger RNA. RefSeq names its product Ubiquitin-like activating enzyme 5 (gene Uba5). Gene Ontology annotation, molecular function: UFM1 activating enzyme activity. Gene Ontology annotation, biological process: protein ufmylation. Gene Ontology annotation, cellular component: cytosol; cytoplasm. The record is from RefSeq and is a predicted model, not a curated record. Lineage: Eukaryota; Metazoa; Arthropoda; Insecta; Diptera; Drosophilidae.
CGCACAGCUGUGCCAGCGAAAGUGACACGACGACAGCCGAAACGUUGACGGUCGAGGAUUUGGAGCCAGGCAUUAGAUUUGUUUUGUAUUGUUUAACUAGUGCCUUCUGUUCGCAAUAUGUCAAACGCCAUUGACGAGCUGCAGGCAAUCAUUGCCGAGCUGAAGUCGGAGCUGGAGGAGCAAAAGACCUGCACACGCAAUGCUCGUGAACGGAUUGAGCGCAUGUCCGCGGAGGUCGUCGAUUCCAAUCCGUACAGCCGCCUUAUGGCGCUGCAGCGCAUGAACAUAGUGAAGGACUAUGAGCGCAUACGCGACAAGGCGGUAGCGAUUGUGGGCGUCGGUGGCGUUGGCAGUGUCACUGCCGACAUGUUGACACGCUGCGGCAUUGGCAAGCUGAUACUGUUCGACUACGACAAGGUGGAGCUGGCCAAUAUGAACCGAUUGUUCUUCACACCCGACCAGGCUGGCCUGUCUAAGGUGGAAGCAGCGGCGCGCACACUCAGCUUUAUCAAUCCAGAUGUGCGGAUCGAGACGCACAACUACAACAUAACCACCGUGGACAACUUUGACAAGUUCCUCAGCACAAUCUCCGAGAGCGGCAUGCAGCAGGGCCAGCCCGUUGAUUUGGUGCUCAGCUGCGUGGAUAACUUUGAGGCGCGCAUGGCCAUCAAUGCGGCCUGCAACGAGAACAAUCUGAACUGGUUUGAGUCUGGCGUAUCCGAAAACGCCGUGUCCGGCCACAUACAGUUUAUACGUCCAGGCGACACGGCCUGUUUUGCCUGUGCGCCGCCGCUGGUGGUCGCCGAGAACAUUGACGAGCGGACGCUGAAACGGGAGGGCGUCUGUGCCGCCUCGCUGCCCACCACGAUGGGCAUUACGGCGGGUUUGCUGGUGCAAAAUGCGCUCAAGUAUUUGCUUAAUUUUGGCGAGGUCUCCGACUAUUUGGGCUACAAUGCGCUGAACGACUUCUUUCCCAAGAUGACUCUCAAGCCGAAUACGCAGUGCGAUGAUCGGCAUUGUCUGCAGCGCCAGAAGGAGUUCCAGGAGCGACCGAAACCUGUGCUGCAACAGGUGGAGGAGGUAUCCGAUGAGCCGCUGCAUGCCAGCAACGACUGGGGCAUUGAGCUGGUGGCUGAUGAUGCGCCAGUCGCGGAACAGGCGCCCAAAGCUACAGACACUGCGAAUGUGGCAUCUGGACUCCGACUGGCUUACGAGGCGCCAGAAAAGGAGGCUGUAGACCAGGCGGGCCAUGCAGCUGCUGGUGACGGUAUGCCAGAGACGAGUCUGGAAGAUUUAAUGGCGCAAAUGAAGUCUAUGUAAGACUGCAAGACAAAUUCCAUACAACUCUGUUAUUUAUAAAUAUA